AUGGACCAUAUCACGUCUUCAUACCGUCCGCCCGGCCUGCCUGGCACGGUUAUAGAUUCAACGUCACUUUGCCAGAUAUCUUCUCAGGCGACAGAUGCCUGUCGAUUCGAGACUCCCCAAAUUCGCCACUCUUCUUCUCGUGCCCCUUGGGCGUCUUCCUCGUCUGCCUCUACUUCUAGUUCUUCCGCUUGCUUCGCUGAUCGUCCACACACGCAUAUGGCUCACGAUGAAGUUCUUUCUGUGGCUCCGCCGCAAAGUGAAAGUUAUCCUGGAAGAUCGACUGUGUUUCCUGCGUAUGGUUCCUCUCCGUUUUCUAGUGUUACUCCUGGCAACCACUUCUUUUCACUCGUGACUGCUCCGCUUCGUCUCCUGUUGAAAUUGCAACAGGGGGCGUUUCGUCGCUUGUCGCUGACACUGCCCCCGGCACCCGUCGGGUUUUCACCGUUUCUGCCGCCACUUCUUGGCGAUGCCUCUCACAGACGAGAGGAAGAUUCUGAUUUGGAAAAUCCCUCGACUUCCCUUCCGUCACUUUCCCCAGGUUCGUCCUCAUGCCUGCGCUACCAGUCUGGCGCGGUGUCAGGGUUACCCCGGAGUCGCCGAGGUGGCGACUCUCAAUCGAUCUCAGACGAGACUGUUGUUUUUGCUUCUGCUGGGCCAGAAGUACGAGCAACUCGGAAUGAGAAAGGGGAACUUUGCAAACGUUACGAGGUCUCACAAUCGCGAUCGACUGCAGCGGCUGCUUCGGGCGUCUCUUCAUGGGACGCUGUCGCGGACUUGGACAAGUUUUUGUACGGGGUGUACCGGUACUGGAUGGACGGCGGUUUGUUUGCGAUUUUGUCAGCACACCUUGCGCACUUGACAGCCUUGGCGUUUACGAUCUACUUUUCCUGGUUCCUUAUUCUGUUUGUGAACUGGAAGGACAUCGUCUCGUGCACCAGCGAGGAGCAAUGUCGGGCCGUACCGCUGCUGAUCGCUUCUCCGUUCCACCCCUGGGGGUACAAACAGACUCUGUGCACCGUGUACGUGGUUUCCCUCUCUGCAUUUCUCCUGUUCAACAUUGUCGUCUCGUACCUAAACUGUCGAGACGCACUCUUGAUCAGAACGUACUUUCGCGAGCGGCUCUUUAUCCCCUCUGACGCCGUCCUGCAACUCCUGGACUGGCCAGAAGUUACAGCCUUGCUCCUCAAAGCCCAGGAAGCCGUGCCGUUCUGCAUCGUGACAAACGAACUAUCGGCGCUCGACAUAGCCAGCACCAUCAUGCGCGAGGAAAACUAUUUCAUCGCCUUGACCAACAAAAACAUCCUCACGCAAAAACUCCCUCCCUGGAUCCCGCCCAAGCUCCUGUACACCCAGGUCAUGCAGUGGAACAUUCGCCGGUCAAUUUUCUCCAGGCUGUUCGAUGAACGCCAACGGAUUUACCGGAACCUGUUCACCAGUCCGCCCCGAGAUGAGCUGUCGCCGUACCAAUCUGCAGCUGCGGCGACACUCGCGUCUCGGUUCAAGUUGCUCUCGAUUUUGAAUCUGGUUUUUCUCGUUCCGCUCUUCCUCUUCAUUUUUUUCUUUUUCUUUCUGAAGCACGCCGAAGACUUCCGCCUGAAUCGCCAGUCCAUUGUCCGCCGCGAAUUCAACGGCUACGCUUACUGGGUGUUUCGGGAAUUCAACGAAUUACCCCACCAAAUCAACCACAGGCUAACUCUUGCGGCAGCGGCGGCGGACGACUAUCUGCAACUGUCUCCGAUUUCGCCGUCGGUGCUGCACAUUCGACUCCUCGUGAAGUACCUCGUGGGCUCGCUGCUUUCCAUCUUCAUUCUCCUGUACCUCUUUGAUGAAACGCCUCUCCUUUUCAUCAAAAUCUUCGACCGCAAUCUCCUUUGGUACACAAUUAUUCUCGGAGUGCUCUACGCAGGCAUUCGAGACACUUCCGCAACGAGCAGGCACGACAGCGGAGCUGGAGGUAGAGGCGGUGCUGGCUUCACCGCAAGCGAUGGAGUUUUCGCGAGCCCCGGAGGUCGAGGUCUGACUUCUCCCUUGGCUUUGUAUGAGCGAUGCAUGCGCGUCGUGGAGUACACGCACCAUUUACCGGCAUGUUGGAGGGCUCCGGCUGGCAUCGUUGCAAUUCCUCCUCCGCCUCUCUUGUCUGCCUCUGUGAAUGAGAAGAUCUCCACAAAGAAGCAGGACAUCCAGUCUUCUUUCUCCGCCUGCCACACUUCGUCGUGUACGUCUUCUCCUUCUUUUGUGCGUCCGGUGGUCUCGUCUGCCUCCAUGGUCGACUUUUCUUCUUCUCUGUCGCUUCUUCCGCCGGUGCCUCCUCGCACGACGUGGAUGCCGUCCGAGGGGGGCGCGGCGUUUCCUUCUUCGAGUGUCUCUGGCGAUGCCCAGGAGCGCCAGCGCGUGACGGGAGUGAGCAUGCAGCACAAGAUGGUCAUGCACGCGUUUUGCGCUUCUUUCUACGGCCUGAGAAUCACCUGCUUGCUCGAGGAACUCCUCGCCGUGCUCGCCACACCCUUUCUGCUCUGGUGGUUCAUGCCCAGGAUCUGCGACGACAUCUGCGCGUUCCUCUUCUCCGUCACUGCGCCUUCCUCCUUCGGAGAUGUCUGCUGCUUCUCCUCUCUCGACCUUGAGAAAUUUGGAUCCUCCUGCUACCAGUUCGACCGACAGGGUUCAUGCGUAGUUCGCAAAAACAAACGCGGCAGUCUGAGACGCUCGACUCUCUCGGACGCCGGAACGCGAGCGGGAGACGCUCCACCCUGGUGGUUCGACGAGCAGCAAGAAGAAGGAGAGGAAGCAGAAGACGGCUCUGGAGGAGAGGAAGAGUUAAAGGGAGAAGAGAGGAGGGUGUGCGACAGAGGAGGAAUCCUCCAAGAAGGGAAGCAGACACGUUGGGGGCGAGACGUGAGUGCCGAUAAGAUUUCCAGAAAUGGACGAGAAGGUGACGGGAGAGAAAGGCGAGGUGGGCUGAGCAGCUUGUCGCCGAAAGGACCUGCGAGAGGUCUGGCCUUCGGUUAUGCGGGUGAAUCGAAGAAGAACGACCACGAUGGCGAGGGAGACUCAGGAGACGCCUGGAGAGGUACCCCUCGUGGACUGCUCUCGCCGCUGCAUGCAAACAGCGGCAAAGUCGAGAAAAGUGCUCUCACCUUCGUUCUGACCUACAGAAUUCCUCCGCCCUACGACGACACCUCGCCUCUGUGGACAGUCUUCGCUUCCGACUUCCUCGCGACCUCGAUGGUGGCUGCGUCUCACGAAUCAGAAUCGAAGGUAGGCGUUUCCUCGGGGCUGAGUGAGACAGCGAGCUUCAGCACUCCGCAUCGAGGCGCGCGCUUGCCGCUGCCCAUCUCCUGCCCGGUCGUGCGCUGGGGAUACCCGGCGUCUGCUGUCCGUUUCGCGCUGCAGCUGGAGAAGUUUCAACGCGAACAAAUCCGAAAAUAUCCGUACUUGUCUCACGAGCUUGCGCCUGACCUUCUGGAGCCCCUCAACGCCUUUCCGACGAGCCUGGGACGAGACAGUCGGCGAGCGGGAGACAGCGCGAGGAGGCGGUGGAGACGCCGCCGAGCCCGAGCACGGAGACACUGCAGGAGCGAAAGCGAUCGCGGCGCUGCCUCGCUCAAGCGCCAUCUCGCAGACGAGCUCCAGGACGGCGAACUGCAAGGCGACGCAAGAAGGAGAGGAAGACGCUGCAGACGAGCUAGCAGAGAGAGAGAAGAGAAGAGAGACCAGGGAAGGCAUGCAAGACAGACACGAGAAGGAGAAAGCGGAGAAAGCGAGGAAAGAGCAAGCAGGAAAGAGAGAGGAGGCCGAAGCGGAGGAGGCGAACGGAGUGAACGAAGGGAGAGAGGGAAGGAUGAAGUGAAGAGAGGCCGUAUGUGCGGGGUCGAGAACGAGGCAACGUGGAAGGAGGAAGCGUCUCGAUGUGCAGGGUCCUUUUCUUCCAAGAAGCGCAGACGCGAGAGCGGCGAGGAGCAAAGUAUCCUUCAGAAGUUGACAACGCGCGCACAGUCGGAGGAAGAGAGUGUCGUGGUCGAAGGCGGAACAGGCGAAGGGACGCUGGGGAAGAAUCGAGAGAAAGGCAGCGGCGGAGGCACAGGAGAAGAAGGGUGCUCGUUAGCGUCCGCGAAAGAGAAGAGACUCCCAUCUCCUGUCACUCACCCUCGCAUCUCUGUCUCCAAGCGCGGCGCUGCUCAUGCGUCCUCUAGGGGGAGACGAGAGGUCGAGAAGGCUCGAACGAAGCAACGUGGAACCUGGAACAGAGGCCAAGGCAGAAGCCGCCACACCUCGUCUUCUCCCUUGACGACCGCCGAGUCCUCUUCAACCGAGUCCUCGUCUUGCGACGCUUCCUCAGAAUCCGCCUCGGAAUCCAUUUCGGAAUCCGCCUCGGAGUCCGUUUCGGAGGCGACGUCCAGCGGCCCAUCUGAUGCCUCCUGCAACAGGCGAGCGUCUCGUCUCUUCUCAGGUGAAAACGUCGACAUACGCGGGCUCCCACCGAUGCCGUUCGAGCGCCAAGCUCCCUACUUCUUCUGGCUGGAGAGACUCUACGAGCAACAGUCGGGACGCGUCUUGUUCGCAACCAAUCAACUAAAUUUCUUCACGCGGUGCUUCUUCAGGCAGUUCCCUCCAGGCGCCCAGGACCCCCACCUGAAACACCCGCGCCGCAAGACCCGCAAGCAAAGGAGACAGCUGGGUGCGGAGACACUCCGCCUCGCCCCCUCGCUUCAAGGCUGCGCCAGAGACAGCAGCUCCUCCCCAGACACAGACGAAGAAGAGCGAGACGAAGAAGAGCGAGACAAAGAAGAGCAAGAUGAAGAAGAGAGGGAAGAUAGAGGAAGUGAAGAGGAGGGAGAGCGAGUGAUUUUCGAUCAGUCGAGGGAGACAGAGACUGGACAGUGCUUUUGGGAUGAUGAAAGGAUAGCGGCGUUGAGCGCGGACAGGGUGGAACAGAGGACAUUUUCAGUGACUCGAGGAGACGUCAACUGAGGCUGAUGACGUUCAGAGGAUCGAGGACCCGGGGGAAAGGUGGCGGCUUCGAAAAGCACGAGACAGAAGAACAGAGAUGGAAAACAUCUCCUCCAAUUUGGAAAGGCAGAGCGCGCCUUCUCGACUUCGUCUCAUGGGCCUUUCGUCGAUCGGGCGCGGGGCGAAACACAGAGGGACUGCACACCCGACAGGACGAGGGAGAAGAAGAGACAGAGAGGCGACGGCAACAAACGAGAAGCAGCGAACGAGGCCUUGUUCUCGUUCUCUCUCUCUGUCACAGGACUGCAUGCAGCGGCGGGGCCUCUUUCCUGGCCGAAAAAAACAGGGCAGAACAGCGAAGACACUGGGAAACUGGAGCCAGAAAAUCGCAUCUGCCGUAAAUGUCGCGCUGAGAUCGAGGAAGGAAGGCCGACGCAUCGGAGAUAGGUGCGUUGGUGUGCUGCGGGAGUGUCACUGCAGAGAAACGAGUACUCGCUUUGAGCGGUCAACAAGGACAUCGUUCUUCGCUCUUUGCUUUUCUGUCUCGACUGCCUUCAAAUAUAAAAAGGCCUGUGUCCGAGGAGACUCUGUGAGAGUCAGCGAAACGCCUCUUUGCGAAGCGUCCGGGGGUUCGCCUCCAGAAGAGUCUUUCAAAAGAACAAGAUGGAUUUGGUGAAUAGGAAGGGGAGGAGGGACUACCAGCUGGAGCGAGAGCCCGACAUGUUUCAUUAUGAGGAAGGGGACAAUUCGUUGCUAUAUUUCCAUUCUAGAAACAUACGUCUGGAUAUACGUAUAUGUAUGUAUAUAUGGUGUAGGUGACGCUGGCAUUCCGUUAAUCUCUCUCUCUAAAUGAGAACAUGGGUGGUUUACGGUGCCU
Toxoplasma gondii ME49 is the source of this 5824-nucleotide messenger RNA. RefSeq names its product autophagy protein apg9 protein. The coding region runs from base 1 to 4968 and encodes 1655 amino acids. Gene Ontology annotation, biological process: autophagy of mitochondrion; protein localization to phagophore assembly site. Gene Ontology annotation, cellular component: phagophore assembly site; autophagosome. Lineage: Eukaryota; Apicomplexa; Conoidasida; Eucoccidiorida; Sarcocystidae. The transcript has 5 exons. The record is from RefSeq and is a predicted model, not a curated record.